CCCGAUGGUGAUUUCAAUCUUCUCAUUGGUGAUUGGUAUGAAGAUAGCUUUGAGGUUAUUGGAGACAAGUUGGGACAUGAGGGCUAUAAAAAUACUCCAAACAUUAUGCUUAUGAAUGGGAAAGGCUCAUAUUUGGACCCGAAAGCAAAAUCCAAUGAAUCCUUCACAGUACAACAAGGAAAAACAUACAGAUUGAGGAUUUCAAAUGUGGGAAGUGAAUGGAGUUAUAAUUUUAGGAUCCAAAACCAUAGCAUGGUAUUGGUCGAGACCGAAGGAUCGUAUACCAAUCAAAUUACGCUGGAUUCGCUGGACGUCCACAUGGGCCAAUCCUACUCUGUUCUUGUCACAGCUCAUCAAGAUACUGCUCAUUAUUACAUAGUUGCCACUGCAAAAAUGGCAAAUUCAACUCAACUACAAACUCUGGAGGUUGUUGCUGUGUUGCAUUACGAAAACUCUACCAAACCUGCUAAUGGGCCUCUUCCAAAUGGGCCUGAUCCAUUUGAUGUGAAUUUCUCUAUCAGUCAAGCUAGAUCCAUCAGGUUGAAUUUGACAACAGGUGCAGCAAGGCCUAAUCCACAAGGGUCAUUUAAUGUAUCAAAUGUGACAUUAUCACAAACUUUUGUUCUCCAAAAUUCAGUGAACAAAAAGAAUGGUAUGAUUAAUUAUGCCAUUAACAAUGUCUCUUAUGUUACACCACAAACGCCAUUAAAAUUGGCGGAUUAUUACCUUAACGGCGGCGCCGGAGUUUACGAGCUCGACAAAUUUCCGGCGAACAGUAGCCUACCGGAGACUGUUUACGGCACGUUUGUUGUCUCCGGCGAACACAAAGGAUGGCUGGAAAUUGUCUUUAAAAAUGAGCUAAAAGUGAUGGACUCUUGGCACUUGGAUGGAUUUGGCUUCUUUGUUGUUGGGUAAGUAUACAAAAAUGGUCCAUUUUUUAUUUUCCUUGUGGUCAUUGAACUUUUUUUUAAUCCACUUUGGCCCUUUCCGAACCUUGUAAACGCGGAAUUAUUCGUGCAUUGAACUGCCUUUUACCAUUGUUUUGGAUUCCGAUUAAUCCGAACCCAUGCUAAAAAUUACACUUUGGAAAGUAUAACACUUAUCAAAUGUGGCAAUAUUUCAGGGCUCGAACCCAAAAUUGGGAUACUUAUCAUCCCACGGCAAGCUUUUAAUUUGGUGGUGAACUUUUUUCUCUAUAGCAAUAAAAUUAUAAAAUUAUUUUUGUCAUAUUAAAAUAAUUGAACUUUAUUCAUUUUAAUAGUGAGGUCACAAUUAUUUUUUGUCAUAUUAAAGUGACUUAACUUCAACAAUAAGUCGCCUUAGGUUGUCAUUAUAAUAGAUACAGUUUGGUGAACUAUAAUGGGUAAAGUAUUAUUACUUUAAUGAAAAAUAAUAGUGUUUACUUUAUUGUUAUUGUGGAUACAAUAUAGUAUAUUAAUGUU
Molecule: messenger RNA, 1442 nt
Organism: Nicotiana tabacum (common tobacco)
Lineage: Eukaryota; Viridiplantae; Streptophyta; Magnoliopsida; Solanales; Solanaceae
Source: RefSeq, a predicted model, not a curated record